UCAUCCAACUUAGAACACGUAUUUGUAUAGAUAUGUGCGUGCGCCAAAAGGGGUAAUGAAAAACUAGAGUUCAAGCUAUGUUGCUUCUUAGCAGCACAAGUAGACCAUUUGUUGCUUAACAUACGUGAGUUAUGUGCGGGCACAGCAGCAGCAGCAACACGGCAACAACGCAAGCAACAGGAGCACCGUUGCCCGGCACCUCAACAACACGACUUAAAUAUAAACUAACAACAAUUACCAUUCCGACCGCACCAAAAUGAUGAUGCAAUUCAUAUACCAAUUGCUUGGCCAACUCCUGAUAAUAUGCAUUGCGGCCUUUGAUCUACUGCAACAGCUCUGGCUGCGAUUACACGCCCUAGCCAGCAGGUCAUAUGACUACUGGCAAUGUGAUCAGCGGUCGUUGCUAAGCAGCGCACUGAGCGGGCUGGAGAAAUUACCAAAACAUCUGGUGUUAGUUGUGGGCCCGGAUGAUUGCUAUGUGGAUGUGGCGUUGCUUAAGCGAAUUUUCAGCUACGCUCAAAUCGUUGGCAUACCCUAUUUAAGUGUCUACGACACGCGCACCCAGGGCAACGGCUACGUGGAUCUGUCGCUCUUCUGUCAACUGGACGAAAAGCGCGAAAGGUGCUACCACUGGCCAUCGUCGUCAUCCAAACACGCCAAGGAACAAAAAGUAAUACAGAAUGGCCAUAAGGCUACCCAAAAUGGCACUAGCAACGGCUAUGCCAGCAACGGUACACAUCAGAGGCAAUUACAGGUGUAUCAAAUUAGUAGAGCCGAUUGCCAUGCGCUAAUUGCCGAUGUCUGCCACGAGCUGUACGAGAGCCGAAAAAGCGUCCAGGUGCAAGCGAUGCUGGAGGAGCGCCAAAAGCUAACCAAUGGCAUCAGUGCUAUGCUAAACCAGAGGCUGGGCUUCGUCGUGCCGGAGCCAGAGCUGGGCAUAGUGUUCUCCAGGCAGACGUGCACGUACGGCCUGCUGCCGUGGCAUGUGCGCUUCACCGAGUUCCAUACGCAUCGCAGCGGCAGUUACUUCGAUGCCAAAUCCUUUGCCCAGGUGCUGUACAAGUACGCGCGCUGCGAGCAACGCUGGGGGAAAUAAUGUGUUGCUUCUUAUGUUCUGAAUAAGUUACUAAGUUAUGAUAAAAUUUGAUGUAUACUAGGUUAAGCUAAUUGCCUGCAAAUUGUAAACUU
Drosophila navojoa is the source of this 1188-nucleotide messenger RNA. RefSeq names its product transport and golgi organization 14 (gene Tango14). NCBI's taxonomy places the organism in Eukaryota, Metazoa, Arthropoda, Insecta, Diptera, Drosophilidae. Gene Ontology annotation, cellular component: dehydrodolichyl diphosphate synthase complex; endoplasmic reticulum membrane. Gene Ontology annotation, molecular function: ditrans,polycis-polyprenyl diphosphate synthase [(2E,6E)-farnesyl diphosphate specific] activity. The record is from RefSeq and is a predicted model, not a curated record.